AGCCAAAUUGGAGACAGCUGUUCAGAAAAAUCAUGACGCAGCCGCUCAAGUCUUAGAGAUUCCCAAAACGAGGACAGAUCACUGUGUUCUGUUUUAAACCCAAAGCUAAGUAUUGAACAGGGCGGAGCAUUUGACACCACCUCCCUACACUCCAGGAGUUGAUUAAAACAACACUGGACUUUGGAGCUGAAGUCCAUGCGUGCGCACACACUACCUGAGCGCCACCUUUUCUUACUUUGGCUCCCUCUUUCAUUCCAACACUCAUCAGUGAACAGCAGAGAUGGCAGAGCCCAGCGGAAUCUUGAUCAAAGGAGGAAAAGUUGUGAACGAGGACUGCUCCACGUUCAGCGACGUCUACAUCGAGGAUGGGAAAAUAAUAGCAGUUGGACAGAACCUUCAGAUCCGGGCUGGUGUGCGCGUCAUUGAUGCCACCGAUAAACUGGUGAUACCGGGUGGCAUCGACACGCACACACACAUGGAGCUGGCAUUCAUGGGCACCAAGGCUGUGGAUGACUUCUACAUCGGCACAAAGGCUGCUCUUGCAGGAGGGACCACGAUGAUCAUGGACUUUGUCAUCCCUCAAAGAGGCAAGUCUCUCCUUGAGGCCUAUGACUGCUGGCGUCAAACAGCUGAUGCCAAAGUUUGCUGCGACUACUCGCUGCACGUUGCCGUCACAUGGUGGAGUGACAAGGUCAAACAAGAGAUGCAGACACUGACAGAAGAGAAAGGAAUCAAUUCCUUUAAGAUGUUUAUGGCCUACAAAGACGUGUUCAUGCUGCAAGACUCUGAGCUGUAUGCUGCUUUCUCCAGGUGUAAAGAUAUUGGAGCUAUAGCUCAGGUGCAUGCUGAGAAUGGAGACCUGAUUGCAGAGGGAGCUAAGAAGAUGCUGUCUCUGGGUAUCACAGGGCCCGAGGGCCAUGAGUUGUGUCGUCCAGAGGAAGUGGAGGCGGAGGCCACCCAGCGAGCCAUCACCAUUGCCAACGCUGUCAACUGCCCGCUGUAUGUGGUCCAUGUCAUGAGCAAAUCUGCCGCAAAGGUGGUGUCUAAUGCACGCAGAGAUGGGCAUGUGGUGUUCGGGGAGCCCAUUGCAGCUGGUUUGGGUACAGACGGAACUCACUACUGGAACAAAGAGUGGGCCCAUGCUGCCGCCUUUGUCAUGGGUCCUCCUCUCAGGCCUGACCCCAGCACCCCAGGGUACCUCAUGGACCUACUGGCUAAUGAUGACCUCAGUGUGACCGGGACAGACAACUGCACCUUUUCCAUCUGCCAGAAGGCUCUGGGCAAAGACAACUUUACCAAGAUCCCCAAUGGAGUGAAUGGAGUAGAGGACAGGAUGUCUGUCAUCUGGGAGAAAGGAGUGCACAGCGGCAAAAUGGACGAGAAUCGAUUUGUAGCUGUCACUAGCAGCAAUGCAGCAAAAAUCUUCAACUUCUACCCACAGAAGGGCCGUAUUGCCAAGAAUUCGGAUGCUGAUGUGGUUAUAUGGGACCCCAAAAUGACAAGGAAGAUAUCAGCCAAGACCCACCACCAGGCCGUGGACUACAACAUCUUUGAGGGCAUGGAGUGCCAUGGUGUCCCUGUUGUCACCAUCUCCAGAGGAAAAGUGGUCUAUGAAAAUGGGCAGCUAAAGGUGUCACCAGGUCACGGAAGAUUCGUCCACAGGGAGGCCUUCUCUGAGUUUGUUUUCAAAAGAAUCAGGCAAAGAGAUCAGGUGGGGAAACCAACUGCUGUGGCCAGGAAACCCUAUGAAGGCGAAGUUAUUUCUAUAUGAACGGCUAACAGAUAUGAGUCAACAGUCUACAGUCUGUGUGCUUUCUCAGGGAGAAGUGCCAAGUGCUGAAACAUACUUCAGAGAACCAUGUAAACAUGUUGUGUCAUGUGAAUAUCUGAGUGCAGUGAAGGUUGUACUAGUGAUUGUCUUCAGGUCACCUCUGAUCCACAUUUAGGUCAAGACUGUGUUAUCAUAUCAUAACAUACAAUAUCUCUCUUGUUUGUUCAACUGUGUGAGAUUGCCAGGUCAGUUCCUCUUAAUACACAUAUCAGUUGAACCCACUGAAGUGCUGAAAAUGAUACUUGCUCUCAAUCAAAUAAUUCACUGUAAAGAAUAAAAACAGGUUUAUGAUUUCAUGUAAAAAGAAAUGGAAAUGGAAAAAAGGAUCAUAUUCCCUUUGAUAUUUUCAUAUGAUUUUAUAAAGGUCAUUAUAAAAUAAUAAAGUGAUAAAAAUA
Molecule: messenger RNA, 2226 nt
Organism: Notolabrus celidotus (New Zealand spotty)
Lineage: Eukaryota; Metazoa; Chordata; Actinopteri; Labriformes; Labridae
Gene: dpys
Product: dihydropyrimidinase
Exons: 9
Coding region: 281-1771 (496 amino acids)
Biological process (GO): pyrimidine nucleobase catabolic process
Cellular component (GO): cytoplasm; cytosol
Molecular function (GO): dihydropyrimidinase activity
Source: RefSeq, a predicted model, not a curated record